GAAGAGAGAGAGAGAGAGAGAGAGAGAGAGAGGAAAAUAGAGAUGGGGAAAAGGAAAACAGGGAAGAAUGUCCAAGAAAACCCGAUGAUUCUGGCGAAGAAAAGAAAGGCAGAUCCAAGAUGGGAAAAGGAAGGGGGAUCUGGCGGUUUCUUUGGCUGCUAUUUGCUUACUUCUUUGUCGCCCAGAUUCAAGGGUUUCACUUACAUCGGAUUUACAGUGAAUCCCCGGCGGAGAAUAAGGCAGCACAAUGGGGAAAUCACGAGCGGCGCUCUAAGGACAAAGCGGAAGCGUCCAUGGGAGAUGGUGUUGUGCAUCUAUGGCUUCCCCACACAAGUUGCAGCUUUGCAGUUUGAGUGGGCAUGGCAGCAUCCAAGAGAGUCAUUAGCAGUGAGAGAGGCAGUUGGAUCUUUAAAAAGUUUAGGAGGGCUUGGGAGUAAGAUCAAACUGGCAUUCACAAUGCUCACUUUACCUGCUUGGCAAGGGUUGAACCUUACUAUAAACUUCUUCUCAACCAAGUACAUGAAGCAUGCUGCCGGUUGUCCAAAUCUGCCAGAACAGAUGAAGGUCCGAGUUUGUUCCAUGGACUAUCUGCCUUGUUAUUCUGGGAUUGACUGGGAUUCAUUUGGACAUGAUGAUGAUGUUGAUGAUGACGAUGAUGCUCAUGAUGAUGGGAUUGAAGAGGAAGGGUCAGAAGAAUUGACUUGCAGCCAGAAUUCCAGCACAAGUGAAGAUGGUAACGGACCGUUACAGCCAGAUUUCAUUUCACCAUUUCUCAUCAGAUGUAAUAAUGUGGCAGAAGGUGAAGAAGAUGAACUUACACUUGUUGAAACCAAUAAGUUGCCCGAGACAACAGUAACGGUCAAUCAACAUCCGUGUUUGGCUACAGAUAACCGUACUCGCGAGGUUGAGAUCAUAGACAUAUGCACUCCUCCAAUUAGGAGUGGAAAUAACAAGAGAAGGUUUUCUGCUGUUUGUCCUGAGAUAAUCAUCGACUUGACCGAGUCUCCUAUUUUGGUUUGAUUUUAUACAUAAGUGUAACAAUACCAAGAAACCUAUGCAAUUGUAUUAAUACCAAGAAACCUCUGCAAUUGUAUUGAAAUCAAGAAACCUCUGCAAU
Cuscuta campestris is the source of this 1117-nucleotide messenger RNA. Lineage: Eukaryota; Viridiplantae; Streptophyta; Magnoliopsida; Solanales; Convolvulaceae. The record is from the annotation of a GenBank genome assembly.